AGAACCCAGACUCGGCACGGGUAAAACGAUAAGACGCCGUGGUGGACUCUGUGGUAACCAUUGCUUGGCGUGCGUGGUUCUUUCUCGCUUCUCCGUGUGGUGCUCGUACUGGGCUCCGUGUUUGUGUAUUACCAGCCCGACCAUGGGAUGAGGCAAGUGGGCGCUCGCAGGGGGGCGGAGAUGGGCGGGUUGCUACGGAGGAGAAGCCCAGUGGCCUGUCGGCUGAUCGCCUCCUAACUACACGACGGGAAGAUCGUUUUGCCUCCCCGAAGAGAGGAAAUUGCCCACCCCUUAGCCCUGAAUCCAAUAUAAGUGUGGCGCCAUGCCAUUCGGGUGCAUCACCGCUCGGAGUGACAAAUCCUACAACUGCUUCUCUGACAUCACAGACAAGUAUGACAUCGGGGAGCUCCUGUGCGCGAAGGAAUUCUGUGAGAUCUGCCUGGCGCGCGAGAUACCGACCGACCGACUCUUCCUCUGUAAGAAAUUCCUGAAGAAGGACGGACGCAAAGUGCGCAGAGCGGCCAAGAACGAGAUCAGCAUCCUGAAACUG
Molecule: messenger RNA, 550 nt
Organism: Xenopus tropicalis (tropical clawed frog)
Lineage: Eukaryota; Metazoa; Chordata; Amphibia; Anura; Pipidae
Gene: camkvl
Product: CaM kinase like vesicle associated like
Cellular component (GO): cytoplasmic vesicle membrane; synapse
Molecular function (GO): ATP binding
Source: RefSeq, marked validated